This is a messenger RNA of Eutrema salsugineum, 1098 nucleotides long. RefSeq names its product protein TIFY 3B. The record is from RefSeq and is a predicted model, not a curated record. Lineage: Eukaryota; Viridiplantae; Streptophyta; Magnoliopsida; Brassicales; Brassicaceae. Gene Ontology annotation, biological process: regulation of defense response; response to wounding; regulation of jasmonic acid mediated signaling pathway. Bases 145 to 789 code for a protein of 214 amino acids. The transcript has 5 exons. Gene Ontology annotation, cellular component: nucleus.
CGGUAGCUACGUGUCACGAAAUUAAAAGCUUCGGAGGAGGAUAAUCUCGGUGGUUCCAGUAAGAACGACGUUCAGACAGAAAGCGAACAAAGCACGAUAAAUAUCAAAUUCCGACACGGAUCUACGAAUUCCGAGAGACUAACCAUGGUUAAGGUUGAAGAUGAACCACGCGUUUCCGUAGAAGGUGGAUGUGGUGGUGUUGUCUCCGGUGAAGGCGGCGACGAGCACCGCGGGGUUGUAAUCGCCGGUAACGGCACCGUUCAAGGUGACAACGCCGGAUCUGUCGCCGGAGAAGGUGGAUUUUCAGCUGAGAAAUCGAGUGGCGAAGCUAGGUCCAAGGAGGUCCCGUCCUCUGAGCCAGAUGCUUCAGCGAUCCUUCCAUCUCAACUUACUAUUUUCUUUGGUGGGAGUGUUAGUGUGUUUGAUGGCAUUCCAGCAGAAAAGAUUCAAGAAAUCCUCCGUAUUGCUUCUGCUACUGCCAAAUCCAUUGAGACAAAGAACUCUACAAGAAUCAGCCCUGCUCCUUCUCCAGCACUGAACAGAGCUCCUUCUUUCUCCAGCACAUCUACUGGAGCUUCACCAGCUGGACAGUCAUUUCCCAUUCACCCAAUUUCGUUUUGUAGAUCUGCGGCUGAUCUACCAAUUGCAAGGAGGCAUUCGCUUCAACGAUUCCUUGAGAAAAGACGGGACAGAUUGGUCAACAGAAACCCUUACCCUGCUUCUGACAUCAAGAAGACAGAUGUCCCAACAGACAAUGCCUCUGUUAAGGAGGAAUAUUCAACUGCUUAGCAGAGAAGAUCAACCUCCAAGGCUACAAUAAGCUUAACGAACAUAUCAUUUUCAAAAGCAAACUAAGUGAAACGUUAUGACAGUGUAUCAUAUAUAUGCUGCUGUGUGUUGUAUUGUAGUGUCUGUACAGGUUUGUCUAACAAACCGAAGAUUUGUUUAUGUCUGGAGUGGUCCGACAUGUUUAUCAUUUUCUCAUCUACGGAAGAACAAACUAUUGUCUUAUUUUAACUUAUAACUCUUGAUGUAUGUUAUGUUAUUGAACUUGUUAUCUCUUCCAGAAUACAAUUUGUGUGUAAUAUUAUUAAUGAA